Molecule: messenger RNA, 183 nt
Organism: Pseudomassariella vexata
Lineage: Eukaryota; Fungi; Ascomycota; Sordariomycetes; Amphisphaeriales; Pseudomassariaceae
Exons: 3
Coding region: 1-183 (60 amino acids)
Biological process (GO): mitochondrial respiratory chain complex I assembly
Cellular component (GO): mitochondrion
Source: RefSeq, a predicted model, not a curated record
AUGGCGCCUCCACGGACUCGUCCAAUCCAGAAGUUCGCUGCAGCCGUUUCACAGUGCUCUCCUGAGGCAGCGGUAUAUGGCAAGUGCAUUGUCGCCGACUACAAUUCAGUGCACAAAGACAAAUGCGUCAAUGAGUUCAUGCGCUUAAAGGACUGUUAUCUGAAAGCUUCGAAGAAGGCGUGA